This is a messenger RNA of Octopus sinensis (East Asian common octopus), 1214 nucleotides long. RefSeq names its product 26S proteasome non-ATPase regulatory subunit 10-like. The transcript has 8 exons. Lineage: Eukaryota; Metazoa; Mollusca; Cephalopoda; Octopoda; Octopodidae. Gene Ontology annotation, molecular function: protein binding. The record is from RefSeq and is a predicted model, not a curated record. The coding region runs from base 431 to 1135 and encodes 234 amino acids.
CAUGAAAUAUAUGAAAUUAACAUGUGUGUGUGUGUGUGUGUAUAACACAUAUGCAAGUAGUUUCUCCUUUUUACCUGCAGUGAGAACCUGCUACGCCUACAAACACACACAUACAUAAAUAUAUACGGGCACACAUAUAGAUGUAACAUACACACAUACACAACUGCUAUAACUAAUGUCAAGAUUUAUCAUUUGUCCUCGUGAUUAAAUGCACAACGCCCUGUGUGUAAAGUUCACACCUUAUCUCAAUAUACAACGUGGACAAGUCUGGUAAUCUCAUUAUAAAUAAGAGUAAACUGAACGGGGUUUCUGUAUAUUUCAUCGCACUUCUCGAAGCACGCUGAGCAUCCAAUAUAUUCUUGCGAGACAAUCUCUUCAGAUUCCAACAGAAAACCCAAUUAUUUAUACAGACUGAUUUUAUUCAAAAGACAUGGCGAAUAUCAGACAGAAAAUUUUGAAUGGUGACAUUGAAGGAGUGGAAAGACUCGUAAAAAUGGAUCCAACAAUAAUUAAUAAACCUAUUGAUGGAGAUGGAACAACUCCUUUAAUGGUGGCCUGUGGAAUGGGCGCCGAUAGAAGAAUCACCGAAAUAUUGUUAGAAGCUGGUGCGGAGUUAGGAACAAAAGACAUAUUUGGUCGUACAGCUUUGCAUUGGGCUGUGAUUUGUGAUCAACCUCAUGCUGUGGAGAUCUUACUAUCUCGGGGUUGUGACGUUAAUCCUCAAGAUGUAAAUGGUCAAACACCGCUGCACUUCGCCUGUUCGUCCGGACACUUGCACAUUGUCGAGCUGUUGUUGGGUCACAAUGGCAUCGAUGCCAAUGUGGUAGACAACGAUGGAGACACACCACUGCAUGUGGCAGUUCAGGAGCAAAGCUAUGAAUUGGUGUGUCUAUUGCUGAAGCAGGGUUCACUUCAGUUGGAUAUUAAGAAUAAAAAGGAAAGGACACCAUUGCUUGAAGCCGUUUCCCGGGGUCACCUCGGAAUGACACACAAGCUAAUAGCACUGGGUGCAGACAUAAAUGCUGUUGAUGGUGAAGGUAACAGCUGUUUGCACCUGGCCGUGGAAAGAGAAGUGUUUGAUUCCGAGGAUGCACCCUUGGAUUUACUAAACGAAUGCUGCACUCCCUUAACCUGAAGAGGAUGAAAUGCUCUCUGGGUAGUAGUUUCGGGAUAUCUCGCCAGCCAGGGAGCGGACUUUCACCAUAAAAACAACA